Molecule: messenger RNA, 6618 nt
Organism: Gopherus evgoodei (Goodes thornscrub tortoise)
Lineage: Eukaryota; Metazoa; Chordata; Testudines; Testudinidae
Product: interferon-inducible GTPase 5-like
Exons: 2
Coding region: 457-1650 (397 amino acids)
Cellular component (GO): membrane
Molecular function (GO): GTP binding; GTPase activity
Source: RefSeq, a predicted model, not a curated record
GCACACUGGAAAGUUGGCACCUGUAGCUCCAGCGCUGGUGUUGGUGCCUAUACAAGGUGCCACAUAUGAACUUCUUAAGAGCCACACGUGGCUCCGGAACCACAGGUUGGCGACCCCUGUCUUAUGUGAACCCAGAUGCAAGGAAAAAGGUGCUGGUCAGUGGGGAGGAGAGGAUGAGAUCAGGAAGAAAGGCGCUGGGAAGAAAAGAAUUUGUAAAUCUUCUCUGGAUUAAGACUGGAAAUAAGGGCGAAUGAUCUCAGACUGGUCGUUAGCUGGAGUCAGUAAUUGGCAAUGACAUCCCUUGUUUGUUAAAGGGUAUAAAAAGUAAACUCUCAAAGGGGUCAUUGCUAAUACCUGGCUGACCACGCUGGAGCUGAAAAACUGGAGUAGAAGCAACCUUUGACUUAGCCCAUUAAUCUGUGGUAAGAGCAACUGAGCCACCACCAAAGGGUUGCCAUGGCUGGUAGACUCUCCAGAGCAGAAAUUGAAGAACUGAAGGCCAUUGUUGUGAGUGGAAACCUCACGGCAGCAGCCGCUAAACUUCAGGAGAAGCUGGAAUCAUUAGAAAACACCCCACUGGACAUCGCCAUCACAGGAGAGUCAGGUGCAGGGAAAUCAUCCCUCGUCAACGCCAUCCGGGGCCUGCAUGAUGAUGAUGAAGGGGCUGCUAAGACUGGGGUGAAACAAACAACAAUGAAGCGAAAGGCUUAUCCACACCCCAGAUUCCCAAAUGUGACAAUAUGGGACCUGCCAGGAAUUGGGACACCGAACUUUCAGGCAGACAAUUACCUUAAUCAGGUACAAUUCAACAACUAUGACUUCUUCAUUAUCGUCACUGCUACGCGCUUCACUUCCCACGACACCACCCUGGCCCGUGCCAUUCACAGGCUGGGGAAGAGGUUUUACUACGUGCGCUGCAAAGUGGAUAUUGACUUGAAGGCUGAACAAAGGAAAAGGAAUUUCAACAGGGAGAGAACCCUGCAGGAGAUCAGGGAGGACUGCGUAGAGAAGCUGAGAGAAGCAGGCGAGGCCUCCCCGCGGGUUUUCCUCCUCUCCAACUGGGAAUUGGACAACUAUGAUUUCCAGCUCCUGCAGAAGACCCUGAAGAAUGAGCUGGAUGAUCAGAAGAGGCAUGUUUUCAUCCUGGCCAUGCCCAACAUCUCAGCAAAGAUCCUGGAGAAUAAAAAGGCUGAACUGCAGAAGCAUAUUUGGGAAGUGGCCCUGUUGUCAUGUGCUAUUGGUGCUGUUCCUGUUCCAGGCCUCUCUCUCAUCUGUGAUGUAGCCAUCUUGGUUUUUCACAUGAAGCGUUACUGCCUGGCCUUUGGCUUGGAUGAAGAGUAUCUCACUAGACUGGCUGAGCAGGUUGACAAGCCUGUUGCAGAGCUGAAAUCUGCUAUCAGAAACUCUGCACUGGCCUCAGCCAUAAAAAAAGAGUUUGUACUGUCUCUGCUUUCCAGAUCUCUAUGUGGAGCACUGAUGGUGGUGAAACUUUUUCUGGAUUUUGCACCAGGCCUUGACUCCCUAGCAGGGGGAGGGAUUUCUUUUGUGACCACAUACUACAUGCUGCAGAGAUUUCUGGAUGACGCUGCAGAAGAUGCUCAGAAUAUUCUGACCAAGGCUUUUGAACCCAGAGCUGAAGAGUCCAUAUAACAGCACCAAGACCGCCUAUGCAUGCCCAUAGAAAACCAGACACACCUGGCCCAGCCCUGUUAGAAUCUCUAGAUAUGGGUGAGCCCAGCAAAAACAAACUAACACCUUAAACCAACAAACAGCAGUGAGACCGACCAAAUCAGAUCAGACAGGAUUCUGGUGAAUCAAAAGCUUGUCCCUUCCACCAACACUAUGUCAGGUUAGAUGGUUUCUUUUCAGGCAAAACUAACUGGAAUGGAGCUGGUCUCUAAACCAGUCUAUGAAUCCAGGAGAAAUGUUCUGAGAAGAAGACGAUGCUCCAGUAUCUCUGCUUGGCUCGCUUACCCUGGCCUCAUGUGAAACAGAGUCUGUAAGAAACCCCUGUGAAGUCUGGUACAACUGCACCUUCUGGGCUGGAUCCAUGAAAAGGAGUUAGGUGUCGUUUUAACCCUCCAAGUCCAGCAUGGGGCACCUGGGCAUUCAGAAAAACGCCGCUCAGCUGCCACCUGACUCUGUAGGUGCCUAGAGUGCCUCGACAGCUACAUUUCCACCAGUAAAGCCGCAAGGUGCCUACGUUUCUGCCAGUGAGCAGGGGCUCAGCUGCAUGACACUAGGGAACCUGCCUCACACCAACACCCCAGAAGGUUCCAUUCCCUUGUCUGUCUGACCUGCAGGGCCUGAUCCAGGAGUGUUCUCAGGACACACCUAACCCCACACAAAAUGGAUGGAGGGGGAGAUGGUUGUCAGAAUCCAGGACCCGCAGCAGAGCAAGUCUCAUGGUAACAUAAUGAGCACGGUCAGCCUGUAGCAGGAUGCGUAAAUGGCUACACAACAUGAUUGGCUGGAAGAGUCAACAGAGCAGCUCUUGAGUCCAGCAGCAGGUCAGCAGCUGCUCAGCGCAUUCACCCGCAGCUGAGAUAGCUCCUGCUCAUUCCAAGCCUUGCUCCUGCCUUGGAUUCAGCCUUGCCUCACGCCAGGUAACCUGGUUCUGACCCUCGGCUCCAAUUCCUGACUUCAGCUGUGACCCUGGGCUCUGGCACCUGCCCUCUGACUCCUGCCCUGAGCCUGAGCUCGGAUUCCUGGCUACUGAUGCCUGCUCCAACCACUGGGCCUGAUCCUGCUCUGCUAGGUCCGGCCACCCAUCUUCCAGUCACUGACAGUGGCGGUGCCUCUCUAACAGUUUAGUGCUUCAAGCACUCUCCUGGGGUGGGAAAAUCCAAGCUGAAAUCCUUUCUCACAUGGGGGAAUUGACGGUGUACUAGAUGGCUUAAAAUACUUUGAUGAAAUGACAUUAAAUUGAGAAGAAAAGUCAGCUAGAAGUUGGUAAUGUUUUCGGCAAAACACUGUGAACAUUAUGCCAGGAUUUGCCGAGGGGUGAUCCUGUUAGGGAAAUAAAGGGGCUGCAUUCGUAUUGACUUUUUUAAUUAGCGAUAAAAUUAGGAAGUAAGAUAAUAUUUGCCAUCAAGCAUGCUCAUGUUACCACAAAUAAGUGAAAUACCCCUGAGGUGGGAGAGGCAGGAAGUAAAGGGGGACGAAACUGAAAAAUGUCUGAUAAGAACAGUUAGUCACAAUUAAAUAAUCAGAAAUGUAGCUGCUGGACCAAUGAGGCACAGGCCACACACGGCCACACACAGAGAUCCUGCCACAAUUGUAAAAUAAGGAGACCAGGAUGUCAGUUUAUCGAGCUGUCCCAGCCUGCUGGAGAACAACAGUUCAAGUCACUCCAUGGUCCUGCAAAGUGGAUUGUUCCAACAUGUUUAAAGAGCAUCAAAGAAUGUGGCGAGACUUUGUGUAAAACUCCAUUUGAAAUUAAACUGGUCAUUUCAGCAGCCAGCAAAGUGCCGAGGGCAAACUGCAGCUUGGCCAACAUAGGAUGCAGUGGUGAUCAAAGUGCAUUGCAAGAAGGGCCCUUGGAAAGCAAUCUGUGAAAGGAGGUUACUGAGCAGAGCUGAGCAGCAGGUGUUCACUGGCUGUCCCGAGAUGGCCGUACUCCUGGCUAUGGCCUAACUUGUCCUACACAACCUGCUGUCACACCAGGAGUUUUGCACAAAAGAGACUGGAAUUUUCAAGACCUCCAUGUAAGAACUCACAAGAUAUACCUGAGGCUGGGUGGCGAGAAGGACACGAGUCUCAUUUUGGUUGGACAUUUCCAGUCUUCAUCACAAGCAUGGGUCACCGUUUGAUUGGUCCAUGCCAGCUUCUCUCAGAGAAAGAACCAAGCUGAACUCACAGCAGAAAGGGGAUAAAAUGGCCUGUCUCCUUCAGCACCUCACUUCCUGAAAGCCAAAAAAAGAACAAGACUGGAAUUUUGAAUCGGCCACUUGGGAAUCCUCACUCCUGGUGACAUUAAGGACCCCUCAUUUAGGCACCUUUAACUCUCUCUCUCUCUUUUCCAGAGUUAUAGUUUGUGCCCUUGUUUUGAUAAAGUUUGUUGUAAAACAGCUUUUAAAUAGAACAAGUUACAAUUCCUAAACACUGUACAUCCCCAGUAGUUAACGGCUGCAGACUGCCUGUCCAGUUCUAGGUGUAUACAGACAUAACAUAAGACUUUGUGUGAAAGCCUCUUGAACUGCAUGCAGCCUGUCAUAAAAAUAUAGAUGUUCCUGUUAGGUGGUUAGGGGUGUUUAUCAGAUCCUGAAUAUAACUGGUGCGAGGAUUGGUUAAAAGGGGUAACUACAACAGACCCAUUGGGAAGGAGACUAUGGUGGGUUGGCAUGUGAGGAAUUGCUCACGUUGUUUUAUGCAUUAGCCUAGAAUUGUUUUCAGAUGUUGAGUCAAGCAACAGUGGAGAUUUUAACUAGUGGGCUUGAAUGUUUUCCUUCUGCUUUAAGGGACUCAGUCAAAAUUCCAAGCAGUCACCUUCACAGGAUAAUUAUUGAACGGGGAUUUUAGCUGUAUACAGACAGAAAAAUAAGACUACGUGUGAAAGUCUCCUGAACUACAUGCAGCCUGUCAUAAAAAUAUGGAGUUCUUGUUAGGUGGUUAGGGGUGUUUAGCAGUUUACCAGAUUCUAAGCUAAUAUAACUGGUGUGAGUAUUGGUUAAAAGGGGUAACUGCAACAGAUCCACUGGGAAGGGGACCUUGGGGGAUUGGCAUGUGAGUAAAUUUUCUUAUGCAAUGGUGCACCACCUUGUUACACAGGAGGGCCACAUAAACCUAAGCACAACUUUGUGUGUGCCAAACAGAUUCUACAUACUUUAAUAAGAUUUAAAGUCACUUGUAUUGAUUGAUAUUUUUAGGUCAGCUUAUUUCAUAUGCAUUUAUCUAGAAACAGCCUAUGUACAGCAUUGUCUAUUUACACACUUGUGUAAACUAAAAUGACGGAAACAUGAUGCUAAAAGGCCAUUGAAUUGGCCCUUAGUAUAUUGUGCUGAAGCAGGCUCUGGGCCCUAUGAAAUGCUCUGGUGGGCCCUGUACAGCUCAGGAGCCAUAGGUUGGGCACCCUUCUGCAUGAGCCUGGAAUUGUUUUGCAUUGUUGAGUCAAGUACAACUGGAGAAUUUUACUAAUGGGCUUGAGUGCGGUUCCUUCUGCUUUAAGGGGUUUGGUCAAAAUUCCAAACAAAGUGAAAGGAUAAUUGUUGAAUAGGAAUUUCGCUGCUUUCUGCUAUGGAUGUGUUAUGUGAUUCUUAAAACCUGGAUGGUUCCGUUUUUCCCAUUUCUCUCAGUCCAAUCAUAAACCAGUGCUUCUGUGCAUUCUUUUAUAUUAUAUGCUCUUGGCUGCUGUUGAUAAGGGUAGCCAAUAAAAGUGUAAAUCAAAUCUGAGUCCUUUCCUUUCGUUAAGAGGUGAAUAUCCAAAGACCCCUAAGGCAGGUGAUUUGGGUAAUCAGCUGAGCAAUUAACUUAACCAAUGUUUUAUUUGAUACCUUCCUUUCUUACGUGUUCCAGGACACCCUCUGUGCAUUACCCUGACUGGCCACCAGGUGCCAGCACAAUAGGGUGCUGAGCCCAGCCUGGGGCCAGGAAAUGUUACCUCAUUAGCAAUAAUUAGUGAUCAAGGUGCAGGGGGUGUAUCCCACACGCUGAGGCUGAGAAGGGCAGAGUCUGCUGGGCAUUCCUGAACUGGCUCUGCACUUACAGACCUGCCCUGUCUCCCUGCACAGACUCCCUCCCUCAGACAGCCCAUGGGGCAGCCUGGGCUGAGCUGGGGUUUGUGCAAAGCCACCCGGUGCUGACUGACCCCUGGGCCGAGCAGACGUCGUGACUGGGCUGUGGAGGCCCUGAUGAGCUGCAGGGGCAGCCAAAAACAGAGCCAGCUCCUCUCCCAUCCUGGCCAGAGCCCACUGGGGUGACACAUCGGGGUUCCCAGACCCAGCCACGGCUGGGCAUCCUCCCCUCCCUGUCUCUCCAGGGCCAACCACGUCCACCCCUGGAACAACCCAGCCACCCCCUCAGCCCCUGGCAAACAGCCAAGCUGCCCCCUCCUCCCUCCAGUGGGUCAAAUCUCCUGUCCCAUUCCUCCCCUCCCCCUCCCUGCCUUAUCCAGACACGUGCUAGCUCAGCGCCAUGCCAAGGGUCCUUGCACCCUGCCCUAGUUGCUAAGCCAGGCGAGUUAGUGAUGGGCGCAGGCACAGCCAUGCUGUGAGCUACCUGUCCCCCUUCCUGGGUGAACGUCUCUCCCAGGGAUGUUAUUUCUGUCACACAGAAUUUACAUUGAUUCCUUUAGCUCUAGCCCUGCGGCUCUGGCUGCUCGGAGCCUCUGGUCAGGCUCUUCUGCUGUUGUUCCCCACAUCCAAGUGCCACCUGUGUAACCUUACAACACACUCUAGCAGAGGUGGGCAAACUACGGCCCGCGGGACCGUCCUGUCCGGAUGCUGAGUUCCCGACCGGGGAGGCUCGCCCCCAGCCCUUUCCCCGCAGUGCCCGCUCUCCUGCAGCCAUGCCGCCGUGCGGGCAGUGCUUUGGGCAGCAGGGUUGUGCGCUCCUGCAGGGCAGCACGGCAGCGUGUUUAGGUCUGGCCAGGCGGCGCAGCUGCCAGACAUGCUGCUCUGA